GAGGUCAACAAGAACGGAUGGACGCCGCUGCACCAGGCGGCGUUCAGCGGCCAGCUGGCCAUGCUGAACACGCUGCUGGAGAAGGGUCUCGACGUGAACGCGGUGUGCAAGGACGGGGACACGCCGGUGCACUACGCCGCGUGCCAAGGGGAGAGGGAAUGCGUCGAGGCGCUCGCGGCGGCGGGCGCGGAUCUCACGAUUAAGGACCACGACGGCGAGACUCCUUACAAGGUGGCG
Molecule: messenger RNA, 237 nt
Organism: Micromonas commoda
Lineage: Eukaryota; Viridiplantae; Chlorophyta; Mamiellophyceae; Mamiellales; Mamiellaceae
Exons: 1
Molecular function (GO): protein binding
Source: RefSeq, a predicted model, not a curated record